This is a messenger RNA of Cloeon dipterum, 3391 nucleotides long. RefSeq names its product putative sodium-coupled neutral amino acid transporter 10. The record is from RefSeq and is a predicted model, not a curated record. Bases 551 to 3121 code for a protein of 856 amino acids. Gene Ontology annotation, molecular function: L-amino acid transmembrane transporter activity. The transcript has 15 exons. NCBI's taxonomy places the organism in Eukaryota, Metazoa, Arthropoda, Insecta, Ephemeroptera, Baetidae. Gene Ontology annotation, biological process: amino acid transmembrane transport.
AAGUUAACCUUCUGAUUUAAUUAUUUAUAAGCAUUAAAAUAACGGUAUUAUAUUACAUAAAAUAAUUAUUUUUGCCUGCAGCAGAAAUUGUUCGCUUUGAUUAGUGUCCUUCAAGGACUCUAACUUUGAUGUGUCUAUUCUACUGUGACUUAAAAGCUGCAAGGCCCAAGAGGCAAGAGGACAAUUCGUUUGAGUUGCCCCAACAUGCGUCAUUAAGUCUUUACUCUCCUUACACUCUCCAAGCGUUCAGCGCAUGUGCGCCACGCGAGCGGUAUCACCUGUUCCGUUUGUGUUGGCUUUUUUGUCUCUCUUCCUUGUUCUCAUUAGACAGCGAAAGCAAGAAGUAGUGGUCUACACAAUCACAAACCGACGAUAACAAGCAGCUAAUCACAAACACCGGAUCAUAACACAGAAGUUUUCAUGUUUUUUACCAUGUCGACAUUGACGAAAGUCCGUAUCAGAUCCAUCAUAAUUAAAUGACGCCUUCGCCUCUGAAUUCACUCAGCUUUUGUCAAAACGAUAGCGACCAACAGCGCCUAUAAAAAAUACAAUGGGUUCAGCCAUGGGCCACGUGAUGACUUUGGCCAACAGCAUCAUCGGAGUGAGCAUUCUGGCUAUGCCGUUUUGCUUCAAACAAUGCGGCAUUAUUCUCUCUGUAUUGCUGUUAUUAUUCAGCAAUAUAAUCACUCGGUGCUGCUGCCACUUCCUGAUCAAGUCUGCUCAUCUAGCCAGGCGAAGGAACUACGAAUUCCUUGCUUUUCAUACAUUUGGACCCACUGGCAAAUUGGUUGUCGAGUUGAGCAUCAUCGGUUUCCUGCUGGGAACCUGCAUUGCUUUUUUUGUGGUGAUUGGAGACCUUGGCCCAGACAUUUUGGCAAAGGCCUUCAAUAUUGAUAACUCGCCAACAUUAAGACCCAGCGUUUUGGUUGUUUUAGCAAUAUGUGUUAUUCUCCCACUUGGUCUCUUGAGGAACGUUGACAGUUUGAGUGUCAUAUGCACAGCGAGCAUUUUGUUUUACUUGUGUCUCGUCCUGAAGGUUAUAAGCGAGGCAAUGCCCCACUUGCUUGCUGCUGACUGGUUGGACCAUGUGAAUCUGUGGAGGCCAGCUGGAAUCCUUCAGUGCAUCCCCAUUUUCUCUAUGGCCCUGUCCUGCCAAACGCAAGUGUUUGAAAUAUAUGAUUCUCUUCCUGACGCAAGUCCCUUACGAAUGAACGAAAUUGUUCGAGCCGCAGUAAAUAUGUGCACAGGAGUAUACAUUUGCGUUGGAUUUUUUGGUUACGUGGCCUUUUGCACUGCAAGCUUCACUGGAAACGUGAUGCUGAGUUUUUCUCCAUCUAUGGUUACUGACGUGAUGAAACUUGGCUUUGUCUUGUCACUUGCUGUCAGCUUCCCUUUGGUCAUCUUCCCCUGCAGAGCCAGCCUAUAUUCGCUUCUCUUCAAAAGGGCUUCCUCGUGGCAUCCAGAGGUUGUCAGUGGUCCAACGCAUAUCCCUGAAGCCCGCUUCAAAUGCAUCACGCUAUUCUUGGUGACAGUGUCCCUUAUGGUAGGGCUGCUCUUGCCAAAUAUCGAGCUUGUGCUUGGAUUAGUAGGAUCCACUAUCGGCACCAUCAUCUGCCUUUUGCUGCCAGCACUCAUGUUUACCAGAUUGGCACAAAGAUACUCCAGCGAAAGACUUUUGGCCCAGGUUAUCUUCUUCAUUGCUGCUGGCAUUUUGAUCCUGAGCACAUACGCCAAUUUGUAUGCAGCUGACAAAGCUACGGCUGGUGAGAUGAGUGCUGUGGUCAGCUUCAAGCCACCAGAACUGAAGAAGGCAAUGCCGCCCAUCGAGUUAACAAACAUCAAUCAACCGCAAAUUGUUCUUGGGAAAGGUGUGAUUGGUGACUUCAAAGAACCGGCAAAAAGUAGCGUGGAAAUUAUUAAGCAAGAUUUGGACUCAAAGUUGAACAAGAAGCCUGAAGUUGUAAUAAAGCCUGAUGAUAGCAUACGAGUAGAGCCACCGAUCCCACAGGAGCCCAAAGAGCCUAUAGAGCAGGUGCCAAAAAAAGUUGAGGAGCCUGAAAAGAACCAGCAGCCUGCUCUGGAUGCAGACAAAGCUGACAACUUAAAACCUAAUGCAGUCGUUGUUGAGCCUCCUGAAGUGAAGAAAGUUGAUCUUCCAGCAUCUUCAAUACAGGCACAAGUCGGAAAUGAGCUGAAAGUAUCAAGCAUUGAUGAAAAGAAGCCUGCUGAGGCUAAAUCAUCCAUUGCUCCAGAUGUCAAGGCAAUCGAGAAGCCGCACGAACAAGUUGCAGUGGAGGCCAUAAUGAAAGACGAGAAGGAGCGAGCUGAAGAAGAGCCCAAGCAUGCGGAUGCUGCAGCAGAGGCAAAAUUGCUUGAAAAGCUAGCUGAGCAUGAGCAGAAGCAGAAAAAAUUGCUUGAAGAGCAGCAGCAGAUAAGAAAGGAAAUGGAGGAGCACAAGAAGGAUUCUGCUGAUCUUGUUAAACCGGAGCCAACAAAAGGAGCUGAGCAAGUCAAAGUACAAGCAAUUAAUGCGGUUGAUUCAAAAGCACCUGUUGAAAACGCACCUAAAGUCGAAUUGAAAGGCGAGGAAAAGCGUACAGCAGAUGCCAUCCCUGUGGAUUCUCAACAGAGUGCUGAGGACAAGCACAAAAUAGGCCAGUUGGUAGACGGUCUACAGAAAUUGACAAAUGAAUUGAAAGAAUCUAUCGCUGAGAUCAAGAAGCAAAAGGAUGAUGUGGUGCAGAACAAGGCCAAAGCUAAACCGUUAGGUGCGCUGCUGCAAGCCAAGAAAUUGACACCAGUUGUGAAAGGUGCAGAAAAUGAAGUAUUGAAGAAUAGGAUAAAGCGAGAAGCAGAGGCGGAAAUGAGCGCAGCUUCCAACUCUGUACCUGCACCAUCAAUUACAGGGUUGAAGUCAGACAAAACUAGCCCACCUGUCAUCAAGGAUGAUUCCACGAAUUCCAAUCAUUCCUCAGUAGAACUGAAGUUGCCUCAGCAACUGACUGUGAGCGAAGUGAAAUUGGACGCUGCUCACAAUCAGAUAAACAGUGACGCGAUAUCAUUAUUUGAUGUUAAACCUAUCACUCGAGACCUCAAAACUGUUGAGGAAGAAUUGGAGUGAUGGAUUAAAAUUGUGAUCAAGGGGUUCAUAGGAGCUACGUGGAAGGUUAUAUUAUGUAUCAAAUCGUGGGGGUAUGAUCCUCUUUAACUGGCAAAUAUAUAACGAUUUGCUUUGCUUCCCUUUAUUGUGGUUGUGCCCUUCACUUUGUGAUUUGGUACGUGAUCUUAAAUUUGGAAUUAAUUAAAACCCAAAUUUUACUGCAUUUUCCUUGAUUUAUAAUAUGUAGUAAUCCUACUCAAGAUUCCAAACAAUAAAAAUCUAAUGAUGCAA